ACUUUAUUUUGUGUGUCACUCGUAGAUAUUAUUAUCUGCCGGCCUUCUCUUAUUCCAGACAGUUUCGUAGUUUCUUUCACAAUUAAAAACCCUCGUUUGCCUGUCCUUAAUCGUGCACUUGUUUGAGUUGACAUCCGGCUAUCAUCAGUUUGUUUAUUUUAGAGACAUCCACCACUAUGGCACAAAUUAAAGAUCAAGAUUCUAUCAUGGGCAAAUUUAUAGAAGAAAAGGAAGUCGCUCGAGGAAAUUGGUUGGCAUUACGUAAAAUUACCUAUUCUGACCCCAAGGGAAAAACAAGAACAUGGGAAACAGUAAGUCGAAUUGUCAAUGACAAAACUUCGGAACGAGCUGUUUGUGUGAUUGCUGUUCUCAAGCGAACACUAAAGUUUGAUAGCAUUCUCUUAGUGAAACAGUAUCGGCCUCCACUUAGAACCUGUACCAUUGAGUUUCCUGCUGGGAUGAUCGAUGUGAAUGAAACAGCUGAACAAUCUGCUUGUCGUGAACUGAAAGAAGAGACUGGUUAUGUGGGCAUUGUGAAACAUAUUUCACCAACAACUUGUCUUGAUCCUGGAGUUGGCAACAAUUUGGUAACAUUGGCUACUGUUGAAAUUGAUGGAGAUGACCCCAGCAAUCAAUCACCGAAACCAGACCUGGGUAAGUUUACUAAUUUCGAAGUCUCAACAAACGUCACUAGUUACAGCCCAACUACAAAUGAAUUCAUAGAGACAAUAAAAGUUCCUGUUUGUGAAUUAUUGGUUCAACUGAAUGAAUUUUCUGCCAUGGGUUACGUUAUCAACUCUCAAGUUUACAGUUAUGCAAUUGCAAUGGAACAGUGCAAGAAGAAAAAACAUACAGUUUGAUGUUUCUUAUAAUCUUUCUUUUUUACCAAACAAGAUUAUAUUUUUCUAAAAGUUAAAAAUAAAGAAAUUUUUCUUUUUUUUCGCUAAGCAGCCACAA
Octopus bimaculoides (California two-spot octopus) is the source of this 957-nucleotide messenger RNA. Its product is annotated as ADP-sugar pyrophosphatase. Gene Ontology annotation, cellular component: nucleus. The record is from RefSeq and is a predicted model, not a curated record. NCBI's taxonomy places the organism in Eukaryota, Metazoa, Mollusca, Cephalopoda, Octopoda, Octopodidae. Gene Ontology annotation, biological process: nucleoside phosphate metabolic process; ribose phosphate metabolic process. Gene Ontology annotation, molecular function: ADP-ribose diphosphatase activity.